Molecule: messenger RNA, 993 nt
Organism: Paraglomus brasilianum
Lineage: Eukaryota; Fungi; Glomeromycota; Glomeromycetes; Paraglomerales; Paraglomeraceae
Source: the annotation of a GenBank genome assembly
AUGUCUAUAGCCAUAGUCUAUAUGGCUAAAGAAUUUAACUGGUCUUCGACCGUUGCGGGAUUGGUAUUCACUGCGUUUCUUAUCGGAUAUUUGGCAACUCAAAUAAUUGGGGGUGCAUUAGCAGACAGGUUUGGCGGAAAGAUUGUACUCGGGACAGCCGCAUUUGCCUGGUCGAUGUUUACUCUGUUGACUCCUCUUGCCGCCAAACACUCGCUUUUCAGUCUCAUACUCUGUCGCAUUUGUCUAGGCAUUGGUGAAGGAGCAGCCUUUCCGAGCGUUCAUUCGCUCAUAUCUGCCUGGAUUCCCCAACAGGAACAAACCCGAGCGGUGAGUAUGACUACUGCGAUUGCAUACAGCGGAUCGAUUAUCGCGUUGCCAGCGUCGUCUUUUUUAGGAAGCUCUGUAUUAGGAUGGGAGAGCAUUUUUUACGUGUUUGGUGGUGUGGGAUUGAUUUGGUGUAUGGUCUGCUGGUUGCCGACAUUUUAUUUGGAUCGAUUCGGAAUAGAUGUUAAUAAGCUAGGCUACUUUUCUGUCAUUCCCGUCAUAUUUCAGAGUAUUGUAGGCUCAUCAGUCGGUGCACUCUCAGAUUAUGCCAUAUACAAGCUGAACAUGCGGGUAGUCGUCGUGCGUAAAUUGGCUCAAGCUAUAGGAACUCUGUCUAUUGCUAUAAGUUUACUGUUGGCUACUUUUGUAGCAAACACGGCUGCUCAAGGGAUACUAAUAAUUACUGUUGGUACGGGACUGUAUGGAUUUGUCUUGGCUGGAUUAUCUGUGUCAUUGCAUGACAUAGCCCCACUUUAUGCUGGAACAAUAUUCGGUCUUAGCAAUACAAUUGCAACAGUUCCUGCAAUAUUCGGACUGGUACUGACUGGAUGGAUAUUAGAUGUAGCUGGACAUCAAUGGGAAAUCGUAUGGGUAUUGACAAGUGCAAUCUACUUUAUUGGAAUUGUAGUUUUCAUUGCUUGGGCGGGCGGUGAGGUUGUUAUUGAAUGA